This is a messenger RNA of Stylophora pistillata, 1893 nucleotides long. Its product is annotated as galactosylgalactosylxylosylprotein 3-beta-glucuronosyltransferase 3. Lineage: Eukaryota; Metazoa; Cnidaria; Anthozoa; Scleractinia; Pocilloporidae. Gene Ontology annotation, cellular component: Golgi membrane. Gene Ontology annotation, molecular function: galactosylgalactosylxylosylprotein 3-beta-glucuronosyltransferase activity. Gene Ontology annotation, biological process: chondroitin sulfate proteoglycan biosynthetic process; carbohydrate metabolic process. The record is from RefSeq and is a predicted model, not a curated record.
AUCAACUUGAGGUGUUGGGUUCAGUUCUCCGAGCGUAAGGCGUCUUCACAGGAUUUUCUGUCUCGACUUCUCGUGCUAGGAACGAAAGAUGUUUCGUGGUAUCAUCAAAUACGUAGCUUUCUUUGGAGUUCUCGUUGGAAUAGCUAUCGUAACAAGAGUUCUAGAACAAGUUGUUGAAAAUGCAAGCCCCAAAGGUUUUAAAACCAAUGACGGGGGCCAACUGGUGAGUUUAAGUCCAACAAAUACAGAUAUACCAUCUUCGCCUGUUGCAAAUACUGCUCAGACACAAUUAAAAAAAACUGUUGAUCAGUCUAAAACUGGAGAAAAGAAAGCUGUUAAGGCAUCACCUCCGAAGACAAUCGUUUACGCCGUAACACCAACGUACGCACGUUUCCUUCAAAAAGCUGAGCUGACUCGCUUGUCACAAACUUUAAAACACGUCAAAGAUUUUCAUUGGAUAAUUGUAGAGGAUUCGCACGAAAAGACUCCUCUCGUCACAAGGUUUUUGGCUAGAUCUGGUCUUAACUACACUCAUCUAAAUAUACGAACCCCGGUGGAGUUGCGGCCAUUGAAAAAUAAACCGCGAUGGACUAAGGCAAGAGGAGUGGAACAGAGGAACAUAGCAAUUAAAUGGUUACGCGAUAACGUGAACAUCAAUAAAACAAACGCUGUGGUUUACUUCGCUGAUGAUGACAACACUUACGACAUCCGGCUAUUUGAGGAGAUGCGGAAUAUCAAGAAAAUUGGAGUAUGGCCUGUAGCAUUCACUGGAGCCGCAAGAUACGCAGGUCCCCUAUGUAAAAACGGUCGCGUUGUCGGUUUUUACACGAACUGGAGACCAACUAGAACUUUUCCACUUGACAUGGCAGCUUUUGCCAUUAACGUAAAAAGACUGAUUGUGGAUAAACCAAAAGCUCAUUUUGAUGCUGACGCUAAACCGGGAGACCUGGAAAACUCUUUCUUGGAACAGGUGGGAACCAGGGAAGAUUUGGAACCAAGAGCCUCAAAUUGUUCAAAGGUGUACGUGUGGCACACAAGAACGGAAACGCCAAUAAAGAAUAUCAAUGGCGAAAAACUGCUCAUCUCCAAGGGAAAACCUUCCAACCCAGACGUGGAAACAUAGCAAAGCUGCAUCCAGUUAUUAAGAUUAUUGAACUGAUUAAUGAAACUAAUUUGACGAGGAGUUCUUCAAAUCUCCGAUUCAAACAUGCAGCGUCAAUGUGGCGCGCAAAGUGCCUUGGCAUUACAAAUAGAUGGGAAAAAAACAUGGGUUACGUCAGUUUUCCCUCUCUGUUUUGACCAGUUUUAAGUUACAACGAGAGCCAAAAAUGGGGCGAAACAGAAGUUAUUCGCGGAAUAGGAAAGAAAUCCACACCAAAUAGAUCAAAAUACGUCUGUGUUGUCGUUUUCCACAAAGUAGCUUGUUAUUUCCAAUAUUUGGAAUCGUAAAAGCCAAAACACUUAGGAAUUAUCUUUGUAUUUCACUUGAAUUUAUAGCGUGUACCUUAUGUUUACUACGAUCUCAGAAAUAGAUUUGCAUAGAACUGCAAAAAAAAUUUCUUUCUGCUUAAAACAUAAAAAUCGAGUCGCAGAACGGAAAAAUUUUUAAAGAGCCAGCGUUAUUUUUUUAGAUGAAAUUUCGUGAGACACAAUGGAUAUCAGAAAACUUGUAUUUAGUGCUCCACACAAUAUCAAGUGAAAGCAUCAUUUACUUACAUAUGAAAGGCAAAGCACAUUCCAGAAACCAUAAAAUUUCUAUCUCCGCCAUUUAAAUGCAAAACUGAUCGAAAAGUCCUAAAUCAGCCCAGAAAAUUUACAAUAUGAAAGAUGAAACAAAAUAAAAGCAAGGUAACACUGUUUAUUCAAAAGCAAUUAUAACAUAACCAAAGGAAA